CAUUGCUUCCGUGCCUCAACCACCCUCCUUCACAAUCGUUCUCACAGUGACAAAGAAACUACGAGACCAGACAAACUCAUGAACACCGGCAAAGGUAUGCAAGAGCCAGGGGACUCUCCCGAAAGGACCUCGUCGGAUCGGCGCGAUGACGACAUCGAAGAGUAUGCGGAUAUCAUUCCUGCAAGAUCAAAAAGCCACCACAGAGACAGUACCGAGCAACCAAACCUAACGAGACUGCCCUCGGGAGUCUUGAGCUUUCAAGACGACCCUGUCUCCCGGCAUCAGUCCAAUGUAGAGGUUCCUUACGAAAUCUACGACCGCUUUUCCAAACACCGCAAGCACGUAAUUGUUGCUGUGAUCUCAUGGUGUGGCCUAUUGUCGCCUAUUUCCAGCACGGCAGUGCUAUCAGCGCUACCUGAAGUAGCCGCUGAGUACAAGACGACUGGAGACAUAAUCAGUCUCAGCAAUGCAAUGUAUCUUGUUUUUAUGGCUAUUAGCCCAUGCUUUUCGGGGCCUCUGAGCCAAGUGUAUGGAAGGAAGCGAAUAUGUACAGUGACAGCCUCGUUGUUUCUGGGAUGCUCUAUCGGCACCGCUCUGAGCCCAAACGUCGCCGCUUUCUUCGUAUUCCGAAUGCUCACCGCAUUUGCCGGAACCUCAUUUCUCGUCACCGGCCCAGCCGUUAUCGGUGACUUGUACCAUCCGACUGAGCGCGCCACCGCCAUGGGAUGGUUCUUGUCUGGCACUUUGAUCGGGCCGACCAUCGGCCCAGUUCUUGGUGGCAUCAUCGUGACUUACACUUCGUGGCGCGCCAUAUUUUGGCUCCAGACUGCCCUUGCCGGCGUCGGCCUGGGGGGCGCCCUGUUCUUUAUGCCCGAGACUUUGCAGGAACUCAAGAGUGCCGAUCUCAGGGAGUUGCCGAUGGGCAGAAAGGUCAGCGUACUGUGGGGAAUGACAAAUCCUUUCAGAGUCAUCCGGCUCUUUCGAUUUCCGAAUCUUAUCCUGGUAGGGAUUGGCAGUGGCUCGCUCGUAUGGAACAUGUAUGGCAUGCUUACUCCGAUACGAUACGUUCUCAACCCACGGUUCUCUCUCACCUCCCCAGCACAGUCCGGUCUCUUCUACCUUGCCCCGGGGUGUGGGUACCUCGCUGGCACGCUCGUCGGUGGGCGGUACGCUGAUUACACGGUGCGACGCUGGAUAGCAGAGCGGCAUGGGCGACGUGUUUCCGAAGACAGACUUCGCUCGUGCCUGCCUUUCCUCGGAGCAGCUCUUCCUGGCUGCAUGCUCAUCUACGGUUGGGCUGUUCAAGAACGUGCCGGUGGCGUUGCCGUACCUGUUGUUUUCAUGUUCCUUGGAGGAGUGUCGCAGUUAUUCUGUUUCCCUAGCCUCAACACCUACUGCCUGGAUGUGAUACAAGGACGUAGCGCGGAGGUGAUAGCGGGCAACUUCAUGAUAAGGUAUCUUUUCGGUGCCGCUGGGUCAGCCGUAGUGCUUCCAGCCAUCCAGAAGAUUGGCGUCGGCUGGUUCAGUACUAUUUCAGCAACUUUCUUGAUCAUCGGGGCAUUGAGCGUUUGGGCUGUGGCAAUAUGGGGUAGAAGUUGGCGGAAACGAAUUGAUGAGAAGAUGAGUUCAUAGGAGUUAGAGAUUCUCGAAGUCUGCAGAACACCAUCAUACAUGUGGCUUCCGGAAUUGUCUUGCCUUGGUAGAUGUCAAUGAAAGGUC
Molecule: messenger RNA, 1719 nt
Organism: Colletotrichum navitas
Lineage: Eukaryota; Fungi; Ascomycota; Sordariomycetes; Glomerellales; Glomerellaceae
Product: major facilitator superfamily domain-containing protein
Exons: 3
Coding region: 79-1632 (517 amino acids)
Biological process (GO): transmembrane transport
Cellular component (GO): plasma membrane
Molecular function (GO): transmembrane transporter activity
Source: RefSeq, a predicted model, not a curated record